AUGUAUGCCAUCUACCCAUCACCACAUACGACAAACUUUUUAACCACUAUACUAUUAAACCUCCAGAAAGUUUCAACCAGGCUAGUAGUUAGAGAUCCCGAAGUUCCAAGAAAGACACGAUCCAACUACUAG
Molecule: messenger RNA, 132 nt
Organism: Lachancea lanzarotensis
Lineage: Eukaryota; Fungi; Ascomycota; Saccharomycetes; Saccharomycetales; Saccharomycetaceae
Product: LALA0S05e04654g1_1
Exons: 1
Coding region: 1-132 (43 amino acids)
Source: RefSeq, a predicted model, not a curated record